AAGUUCAACAUCCCUGCCACCACGGAAACCACACUCCCAGAACACUUGCCCAUACCAAGACAUCAAGGUUUGUCCUGCACUGGCCACACCAGACUACACCAAGCCAUUUCAUCUUGAUGUUGCAGAGAUGGGUGGUGUUGUGAAUGCAGUAUUAUUCCAAAGGCGUUCAACAGACCGAUGUGUCCUCAUUUACCAUUCCUCCAAACUCGACACGGUCGAGACAGGACAAAGUUCGUGUGCCCGAUACGUUGCAGCUGUAGCGAAAGCCAUUGUCAAAACCAGCCAUGUCGUCAUGGGACAUCCAACUCAGAUUCACACCCAGCAUGGAGUUGCCGCUUUCCUCCAGAGCAAAGAGUUCACCUUCAGUGCAGCCCGGAAGACCAAACUUCAGGUCCAGUGCACUCAGUCACACAUAACCUUUGUUCCAAGCAUCAACAACAUGGCGACCAACAUUACAAGUGGAACACCCCAUGUGUGUGGAGAACUUGCGAUCAAGGAAAACAAGCUCAGACCAGACCUGAGUGCAGAUCCCAUUCUGAAUGCUGAUGCCUAGCUGUACACGGACAGUUGCUGCUACAAAGGAGAAGAUGGCAAUGUGGCCGCCUAUGCUGUAGUGCAGCAACACCCAGAUGGAAGUCACACCACCUUGGAAGCUGCAAUCAUUCCUCAGCCAGCUUCAGCUCAGUUAGCUGAAGUCACAGCCCUCACAAGAGCCCUAGAGCUGGGGCAAGGACAAAUUGUAAAUGUCUACACUGACUCUGCAUACGCACAUGGUGCCGUUCAGCUUGAUGGCCCGUCCUGGAUGAGACGAGGCUUCCUGACCACCGGUGAUCAACCGAUCAGACAUCAAGUUCCAAUGAGACGCCUCCUGAAUGCAGUUCUGUUGCCCAGACGCCUGGCUGUCAUGAAGUGCAAAGGACACGACACCAACCAAACCAGAAUCAGUGCUGGAAAUAAUGCAGCUGACCAAGCUGCCAAGGAGGCAGGAGGUUACACGCCGCCUCAGAUGGUCAUGGCAUCCCCCAGCCCAGCUCAGUUCACGGAACUCACUGAAGACACGCUCAUCCAAAUUCAGGAAAAAGCUGGACCGUAUGAAUGGUCCACAUGGAGACAAAAGGGCGCCUUGAAGUCUAAAGAAGGCCUCUGGAGGUCCCAUGAUGGACGCAUAGUUGCCUCGGCAGAACUUUGUGCCAUGUUGCUCAAAGAAGCACAUGGCCUCACCCAUGAAGGAAAACUCAGAACCUUCCAGAGAAUUUCAGCCCUAUGGUGGCAUCCAAAUCUCGAGAGCAUCUCCAAUUUAUUUUGUGACGAAUGUUCCAUUUGUGGGAACCCCAAUCCUAGAAGACCUUUCCAAACGACCAUAGGUUCAUAUCCCGUUCCUGCCGCCUGUUUCCAAGACAUCAGUAUAGACUAUACAGACAUGGGUGCAGACGGGAGAGUGCAGGGAAUGAGAUACAUGUUGGUAAUGGUAUGUAGGUUUUCUAGAUGGGUUGAAGCCAUCCCCCCCAGACGGGAGGAUGCAAAGUCAGUGAUCAAGUGGCUGCAGAAGGACUUGAUUCCCCGUUACGGGGUUCCACGGUUCAUCCGCUCAGACAAUGGCACACACUUUAACAACACACACCUAAGAGAGGUAGAGGCUGCCUUGGGCAUUCACCACAAGUUUGGCUCAGUGUAUCAUCCACAGUCACAAGGCCUUGUAGAAAGAGCCAAUCAAACGUUGAAAGCCAAAAUUGCGAAGGUUUGUGCAGACACUAAAAUGACAUGGGUUGAAGCCCUGCCAUUGGUGUUGAUGACAAUGAGGUCGUCCCCAGGCGGUAAGACACACCUGUCGCCACAUGAACUGUUGACAGGCAGAGUUAUGCCUGGUCCACCCAGGGAUGGAGGUCACGUGCCACCCCUGGAUGUACAUUGAAAUGUCAAGUUAUAUGAAGGUUUUAACUGCUGUUACUGUAGCUCUCUCCAAUCAGGUCUCCAGGGCCCUGGCGACUGAUCCGGAGGAAGCUGCAGGACCAAAGGUAAAAGUCGGUGACUGGGUAAGAGUUAAGGUUCACAAAAGAAAGUGGCCAGAACCCAGGUGGACUGGACCGUACGAGGUGAAGGAAAUUACUUCACACUCGGCCCAGGUCAAAGGUAAAUCAGGCGCACCUUGGCACCACCUGACACAUUGUACCCCAGCACCUUCAACUUCCCACCCAUUGGCUGAAAUAAGAACUAAUUUGAAAAAUGGAGAGGGUAUAAGUUGUGCCUGUGUUACUCCUGGACUGCCAUGGAGUCCUGUGCUUCUUCUGGUCGUAAAAUUACUCCCAAGAUUAAGACGUGCACAGCACAGGAUGAAAAGGGGGAGGGCCAGAAGCCUUACAGCUUACCACUGGCGUUAAACAUCACAAAGAGACGUGGUUGUAUGAUUGUAUGUCUGUUUGUUUUUAUUUGCUUCAUUCAGAAGUAAAGAAUUCCCAAAGAAAUUGUUAAAAUUACACUGUUUGGUAGCAAUUUGUUGUUUCAGAUUUUUCAAAUAUAUCCAAUCCAUUAGAGGAAAGGAGAAACGGUUUAGGCCUCCAAAUUUCUACAUAAAAUCAGAUCAUUUAAUAUCUUAUUUUAUUUUAACCUGACACAGCAGGGCUAAUAGUAAAGACCAUUUUAAUACUCCACAAGUUACUAAUUGGAUUCGUAAUAUAAAUUCAAGGAUGAGUGAUUCACUACAUCACAUUAAGGUGUCCUUUUAAAGCCCAUCUCUAAGUACAGUUUAUGUGCAAAGUUUUUCCUUCUCUUUCUCUGUUUGUAUUAUAUUUAAGCCACUUACACCCAUACAAAAGUUUCAUCCGCGACUGUGGCCUUGUGAGAAUGAGAUAACAAUGUUUUUUGUUUUUAGUCUGGUGAAGUUGCUGCUCCGAUG
Messenger RNA from Pleuronectes platessa (European plaice), 2893 nucleotides. RefSeq lists its product as uncharacterized. The coding region runs from base 803 to 1912 and encodes 369 amino acids. Gene Ontology annotation, biological process: DNA integration. Lineage: Eukaryota; Metazoa; Chordata; Actinopteri; Pleuronectiformes; Pleuronectidae. The transcript has a single exon. Gene Ontology annotation, molecular function: RNA-DNA hybrid ribonuclease activity; nucleic acid binding. The record is from RefSeq and is a predicted model, not a curated record.